AUGAUGAAACGCAAGGAGAGAUCAUCGGAGUUAGAGGUCGCCGUCGCCGGAGAUGAUGACGAUGAUCGUCUGAGCAGCCUCCCCGACGACGUGAUCGGCCGCAUCCUCUCUUUCCUGCCCGCCCGGCAAGCCGCGCGCACGACGCAGCUGUCGCGGCGGUGGCGGCGAGUGUGGCCCGCGCACGUCGCCGCGCUCAACCUGUCCGUCCUGGACUUGCCGCGGCGGCGCCGCCGGUGCCCGGGGAUGAUCCAGAGAGAGUUCGCCGCUCUCGCCGGGGAGGCCCUCCUCCGGUUCCCGACCACCGGCAUCCCCUCCAUCUCCGUCGAGGUCGACCACUACAUCAACGUCGCCGCCGACGGAUGGUUCGGCCAGGCGAUGGAGCGCGCCGUCGGCUCCGUGCGCGUCACUUCGCUGCGCGGGCUCGUCGGCUGGCUGCCGCUCCCGCCCUGCGCCCGCGCGGCGGCCAUGGCCGUCGCCGCGCCGCGCACCGUGCUGACACUCCCCGGCGUCGACGACCGGCAGGUGUUCGGCAGAUUGUCCGAGCUGAGCCUGUCGCUGGUGCGGCUCGGCGGCGGCGGCGAGCGGCCGCUGGACGAGUUCCUGUCGUCGUGCUGCCCGCGGCUGAGGCGGCUGCGGCUGCGCGGCGUGAGGGGGCGCCACGCCGUGCGCCGGCUGGCGCUCCACACGCUGGACCAUCUCGAGGUCCUCGACAUCGACGGCGUCGACGACCUGGAAGCCCUCGACGUGUCGGCGCCCAACCUCCGGUGCCUGAACGUGCGCUCCUGCUUCCGCGGCGGCGGCGGCGACGUCGCCGUCACGGCGCCGGGGAUCGAGGCCGUCGUCUGGCACCGGAGCUACCCGGAGCAUCUCGCCUUCCGCUCCGGCCUGGCGCGCGUUCGCCGGCUCGCCGGGCCACUCAAGCUCGCGGCGGUCGGGCGGCGCGACCUGUUCGACGCCCCUUACACCACGCAGCUCCUGCGGUCGUGCUCCCUCGCCGUCGGCCAUCUCGACAUGGAGCUCGUGAUGCCGGAAGACAUGGCUCUCGCCAACUGGCUAGGCGGCGGCGGCGGCGCGUGCGAGGACUUGAUCCGCCAUCUGCCGGAGCUGCCGCGUGUCACUGUACUCUCGCUCAACAUCAGGUGGAGCUUCGCCAGCGGCGGCGGCGGCGGCAUUGCGGCGAGCUUGGCGUCACUACUCUCCAAAACACCAAGCUUAACAAGGCUUCACAUUCGAACAAGCCCCUACUGCUUCUCAGUCUUUGAGGGCCAAGAGGAGGUUGAGGCGGUGGCGGUGGCGGCACGAGGAAGCUGGCACAUGUGGAUGACAGAUGGUGAGGACGAUAGCCGGAAGCCGAGGCUUGGUCGUCGUCUCGACUCCCUUCGAGAGGUGAGCGUGGACGGGCUCACCGGCGGCGACCGUGAAGAGUACAGCGUCGUCGUCGAGCUCUUGCUUGCGACCAUCGUGCCACCGUCGCUAGAGAGGAUGUCUCUUGCGUUCCAUGGCCAUGCCGCGCCAGCCAUCAUUGAUGACAUCGCUAGGGAGAUCCCGCUGCACUUCCCUAUCAUGGCGACCGGCCGCUGGGAACGCUCCCCGCCGAGCGCGGUCACAUGGAAAUCAAGCUAG
This is a messenger RNA of Oryza sativa Japonica Group (Japanese rice), 1623 nucleotides long. Its product is annotated as putative F-box/LRR-repeat protein At3g58880. NCBI's taxonomy places the organism in Eukaryota, Viridiplantae, Streptophyta, Magnoliopsida, Poales, Poaceae. Gene Ontology annotation, molecular function: protein binding. The record is from RefSeq and is a predicted model, not a curated record.